Mauremys reevesii (Reeves's turtle) is the source of this 735-nucleotide messenger RNA. RefSeq names its product olfactory receptor 5A1-like. The annotation marks the transcript as partial. Gene Ontology annotation, biological process: G protein-coupled receptor signaling pathway. The transcript has a single exon. Gene Ontology annotation, cellular component: membrane. Gene Ontology annotation, molecular function: olfactory receptor activity. NCBI's taxonomy places the organism in Eukaryota, Metazoa, Chordata, Testudines, Geoemydidae. The record is from RefSeq and is a predicted model, not a curated record.
AUGGUGGUGAUAAGAACUGAUUCUCACCUUCACAGCCCUAUAUAUUUCAUCCUCUUCCAUUUAUCCUUUGUUGAUAUCUGCUAUUCCUCGGUCACAGUGCAUAAUAUGCUGAGGAACUUCCUAGCAGAGCGCAAAACUAUUUCUGUCAUUAGCUGCAUUCCUCAGAUAAUCUUCAUACCCCUCUCAGCUGCUACUGAAGCUUUCAUUCUAUCAGCCAUGGGUUACGACCAUUACGCUGCCAUCUGUGACCCAUUGCGUUAUGUGGAUACAAUGAGCAAAGGGAUCUGUGUUCAGCUGGUAAGUGGUGCAUGGACCAUGGGCUUCUUCUAUGCCCUUCUUAGCACAGUUUUUGCCCUCAAGUUGCAUUUCUGUGGGCCCAAUCAAAUCAGCCAUUUCAGCUGCAAGCUCCCUCCUGUGUUACAGCUGUCCUGCACUGAGACUUUUACCAAUCAAGUGGUGCUUCUUACUUCUAUUGCGAUAUUUGGAUCAAGCUCGUUUCUCUUCAUCCUGAUCGUCUACAUUCACAUCAUCUCCACUAUCCUGAGGAUACGAUCUGUAGAGGGAAGGCGUAAAGCCUUCUCCACCUGCAACUCCCACCUUAUUGUGGUUGGUUUGUUGUACCUGACAGCUUUUUUCCAAUGCACAAAACCCAGCUCUGUCUCUGUUAUUCUGGAUGAAAUAUUCUCCAUCCAGUACAGCGUCUUAACCCCCAUGUUAAACCCCAUCAUCUACAGC